AAAAUGGCGGCAAAUCCGUCUCACAUUUGUUUGGAAACUUCCAUGGGUGAGAUUGAAUGUGAACUUUAUUGGAAGCAAUCACCAAGAACAUGUAAAAAUUUUGCCGAACUGGCACAGAGAGGAUAUUAUAAUAACUGCAAGUUUCACAGAAUUAUAAAGGAUUUCAUGAUUCAAACAGGAGACCCCACAGGAACUGGUCGUGGAGGAGCUUCUGUGUAUGGGCCUGCAUUUGAAGAUGAAAUUACAAGAGAUUUAAAACACACAGGAGCAGGAAUCCUUUCAAUGGCAAACAGUGGUCCAAACACAAAUGGAAGCCAGUUUUUCAUUACCUUAGCUCCAACACAGUGGCUAGAUGGUAAACAUACAAUAUUUGGCCGUAUUAGCCAUGGGAUCAGUGUUGUGCGGAGGAUUGGACUAGUGGAGACAGACCCUGGUGAUAGGCCACUUCAUGAUGUUUACAUUUUAAAUGGGAAAGCAGCAUCAAAAUCCACAUGAGACAUAACUAUUUUAUCAAGUCAUUGAACCAUCCAUCAAUGUGCAAAAUAAGAACUACACACCUAUCAGACUGUUUCUAUGUUGAUGUAAGGAGAUCUAUAAAUAACAUCAUGUCAAACUGUCAUAUAUUGAUAUGUAGAUGUUGUUAUUUGUAACAUGAGCUGAACAACAUCCAUUUUACAACAUUAAAAGUUGUCAAUAGUGUACCUUAUUUUGUAAAAGUAGGGAUAAACUUUAAACAGUUCAUUUUUUAUUAGUUUUCCAAAACACAUACUUUGUAAUAGAUAAAUUCUGUCUUGUAAGAUGUUUGUUUGUUUGUUUUUUUAAGUUAAUUUCCAUGUAUUUCCAAAUGAUAAUGAUGAAAUACUAUAUCUGAGAA
Pocillopora damicornis (cauliflower coral) is the source of this 874-nucleotide messenger RNA. RefSeq names its product peptidyl-prolyl cis-trans isomerase-like 1. The record is from RefSeq and is a predicted model, not a curated record. Gene Ontology annotation, molecular function: peptidyl-prolyl cis-trans isomerase activity. NCBI's taxonomy places the organism in Eukaryota, Metazoa, Cnidaria, Anthozoa, Scleractinia, Pocilloporidae. Gene Ontology annotation, cellular component: catalytic step 2 spliceosome. Gene Ontology annotation, biological process: protein folding; protein peptidyl-prolyl isomerization.